GCGAGCGAUAAUGGCCUCUGUUACCUGAAACUGUGGCGAGGUGCGAUAUCGUCGCAGCGGCGUUGUGAGCGGGGCAGUGUCAGAACUAGGCCUAACCGUGCAAGAAAGUCGUCUGCUCGUGCUAGGCUUAAUGGAACUCAAGUGCGUGAUCUCACAAUGGAGCAGUGUGCUCCCGGUGUUAUUGGUGCUGGAGGUGGUGACACCGAUAGCCGGUAACCCCUUAGAAAUGUGCCACUCGGACCAAAACUGCACAGCUCCUUAUCGUUGUGUUGAUUACCACUGCACCUGCCCUGAAGGAUACGACGUCACGAAGUGGGGUUGUGAACCGCGUCCUCGUGAACUAGAAGGUGAACUGAACGGCCCAUGCUUAGAGAGUACGUCGUGCCCGCUCAACGCAGAAUGUCGCAGGUCUCGUUGCGAGUGCAAAGAACGCUUCGUAGGGAUGCGGAACGCGUGCUACAGGAAAGCGUUUCCUGGUGAACCGUGCGAGGUUGCUGAACAGUGCCCGCGUCUGGCAACAUGCGAGAGUGGCGUCUGUGCGUGUCUUCAAGGCACCAGGACCACGGCAACUUCAUGCGUCACUUUCAAGACACCAAAACGAAGCAUAAAGUCAUUAGAAGUCUACAAGGCAGCUAUGAUUGUGGCGGCAUGUCUGAUGGUCGUCGUCCUCUUGGCCUUCCUUGCCUGCGUCAUUAAAAAAUCCUUCUUCGACGGUGCUCCAUCAACGUUGCCAUCGGUAUUCUCGGUUUCGGAAACCGUGCCGGAAGCUCGACAUCCGACGUACGAGAAACCGCCGUCUUACGAAGACGUGGUACGAUCUCCCCCGCGUCAGGAAGAACCGCCUUCUUACGCUGACGUCAUGGGAGCGUGUGGCUCCUCCCACAAUCCUGGUUUCGUUCCGGACGUCUAGAGCAUAGUUUCCUUGUUGUAACAUACGCGUUAUUUAUCUCAAGCUUGAUAUUCAAGCUCACAGGCUCAGGGUUGAGACAGGGACGCGCGGGAUAAGCGUGUCGACGUUGCUAUACGCAACAUGCGUCGAUGUGACGCAUACUUUUUUUAGGCGCAGACUAUGCAUCACUAUGACGCAGCAAAUAUUGUCUUGUUUUACUUCGUACUAUGUCCAAAUAGUACAUUUCCGUCCCUAUGUUUUCAAUUUUGUAUUUUUUUUAUGUUGAAUACGGUGGCUCAAGUGAGAAGCAACCAGGCGCGAAUCUAAAAGGGGCAGCCGCGGAUGGAACCUUCCUUUGUCGUUUUCUGCCGCUGCGUAGUUCUUCAGUUAGUCGUAGGCAGUGUAUGUUGCAUGCUGACCACGGCCACCCCCCAUCAGAAAAGUCCCGGUUCCGCCCCUGCCAGUAACAUCGGGUUCCAACGUUCAGUCGGGGCUGUUACCAUAAAGUAUGACUACUAAACUAUGAUUACUAAACUCAUGACUAGGUGUGAUCAUGAACACGCCUUCCAUGAUAAUUGCAGAAGAUACUCUGCUAGCAGCAGCUAUAGUGUUACGUGGCAGGCGACCAUGUAAGACACUUGUGUAUAGGCAUACAUUGUAAAUAGUUACAUCUUAGCACUUCAUCAAUCACUGCAAUGACCGUGCUGGAUACAAAAUGAUGAAUGUGUGAUGGAUGAUAUGAAACAAAUAAAGUAUAUGUGCAAAGUACAAGAAA
Messenger RNA from Ornithodoros turicata, 1664 nucleotides. RefSeq lists its product as uncharacterized. The transcript is spliced from 7 exons. The record is from RefSeq and is a predicted model, not a curated record. Lineage: Eukaryota; Metazoa; Arthropoda; Arachnida; Ixodida; Argasidae. The coding region runs from base 131 to 910 and encodes 259 amino acids.